UGCCAGUGAUCGCCGGCGCCCAGCUCCGCCCCUCGCAGAGCCGCCCCCUCCCGCUGCAGGAAGAGCUGGCCCAGCUCGGGGGAGGCCGCCGCCUUCGUCGGUUCUUCUUUCUCCUGCCUUGUGCUUGGGGGGCCGCGCCCGGUGGCUGCGCUGCCCUCGGUGGGCGGUGGGCCCACCGGCUGCUGAGCACUCGGCGCAGCGCAGCCUGGUCUCCUGCCCGCGCGGCGUUGUGACAGGUGCAGCGUCCCCGCGGCGCAGCCACCUGCGGCCGCCGCGAUGCCCACCAUGCGGAGGACCGUGUCGGAGAUCCGCUCCCGGGCGGAGGGUUAUGAGAAGACAGAUGAUAUUUCAGAGAAGACAUCACUGGCUGACCAGGAGGAAGUACGGACUAUAUUUAUCAACCAGCCCCAGCUGACCAAAUUCUGUAAUAACCACGUCAGCACUGCAAAAUACAACAUAAUUACGUUCCUUCCAAGAUUUCUCUACUCUCAGUUCAGAAGAGCCGCUAAUUCAUUUUUCCUCUUUAUUGCGCUGCUUCAGCAAAUACCUGAUGUAUCACCAACAGGCCGCUAUACAACACUGGUCCCUCUCUUAUUUAUUUUAGCUGUGGCAGCUGUCAAAGAGAUAAUAGAAGAUAUUAAACGCCAUAAAGCAGAUAAUGCAGUGAACAAGAAACAGACUCAAGUUUUGAGAAAUGGUGCUUGGGAAAUUGUACACUGGGAAAAGGUAAAUGUUGGAGAUAUAGUUAUAAUAAAAGGCAAAGAGUAUAUACCUGCUGACACUGUCCUUCUCUCAUCAAGUGAGCCCCAGGCCAUGUGCUAUAUUGAAACAUCCAACUUAGAUGGUGAAACAAACCUGAAAAUCAGACAGGGCUUACCAGCAACAUCAGAUAUAAAAGACAUUGACAGUUUAAUGAGACUUUCUGGCAGGAUUGAAUGUGAAAGUCCGAACAGACAUCUCUAUGAUUUUGUUGGAAACAUAAGACUUGAUGAACUCGGCACCAUCCCACUGGGAGCUGAUCAGAUUCUUCUACGAGGUGCUCAGCUGAGAAAUACACAAUGGGUUCAUGGAAUAGUUGUCUACACUGGACAUGACACUAAGCUGAUGCAGAAUUCAACAAGCCCACCGCUUAAACUCUCAAAUGUGGAACGGAUUACAAAUGUACAAAUUUUGAUUUUAUUCUGUAUCUUAAUUGCCAUGUCCCUAGUCUGUUCUGUGGGAUCAGCCAUUUGGAAUCGAAGGCAUUCUGGAAAGGACUGGUAUCUCAACUUAAACUAUGGUGGUGCUAAUAAUUUUGGACUGAAUUUCUUGACCUUCAUCAUCCUUUUCAACAAUCUCAUUCCAAUCAGUUUAUUGGUUACGUUAGAAGUGGUAAAAUUUACCCAGGCAUACUUCAUAAAUUGGGAUCUUGACAUGCACUAUGAACCCACAGACACAGCUGCCAUGGCUCGGACAUCUAAUCUGAAUGAGGAGCUUGGCCAGGUGAAAUAUAUAUUUUCUGACAAAACGGGUACUCUGACAUGCAAUGUAAUGCAGUUUAAGAAGUGCACCAUAGCUGGAGUUGCUUAUGGCCAUGUCCCUGAACCUGAGGAUUAUGGCUGCUCUCCUGAGGAAUGGCAGAACUCACAGUUGGGAGAUGAAAAAACAUUCAGUGAUUCAUCAUUAUUGGAAAACCUCCAAAAUAAUCAUCCAACUGCACCUAUAAUAUGUGAAUUUCUUACAAUGAUGGCAGUUUGUCACACAGCAGUACCAGAACGAGAAGGUGAUAAGAUCAUUUAUCAAGCAGCAUCUCCAGAUGAGGGAGCACUGGUCCGAGCAGCCAAGCAAUUGAAUUUUGUCUUCACUGGAAGAACACCUGACUCAGUAAUUAUUGAUUCACUCGGGCAGGAAGAACAGUAUGAAUUGCUCAAUGUUCUGGAAUUCACCAGUGCUAGAAAAAGAAUGUCUGUGAUUGUUCGCACUCCCUCUGGGAAGUUACGACUUUACUGCAAAGGAGCUGACACUGUCAUUUAUGAUCGACUGGCAGAGUCUUCAAAAUACAAAGAAAUUACUCUAAAACAUUUAGAGCAGUUUGCUACAGAAGGAUUAAGGACUUUGUGCUUUGCUGUGGCUGAGAUCUCAGAGAGUGAAUUCCAGGAGUGGAGAGCAGUCUAUGAACGUGCAUCAACAUCUGUGCAGAAUCGGCUACUCAAGCUCGAGGAGAGUUAUGAGUUAAUUGAAAAGAAUCUUCAGUUACUUGGAGCUACAGCCAUUGAAGAUAAAUUACAAGAUCAAGUGCCUGAAACUAUAGAAACCCUAAUGAAAGCAGACAUCAAAAUCUGGAUCCUCACGGGGGACAAGCAAGAAACUGCCAUUAACAUUGGACACUCCUGCAAACUUUUGAGGAAGAACAUGGGCAUGAUUGUGAUAAAUGAAGGUUCCCUAGAUGGAACACGGGAAACUCUUAGCCGUCAUUGCACUACCCUUGGUGAUGCUCUUCAGAAGGAGAAUGAUUUUGCUCUCAUAAUUGAUGGGAAAACCCUCAAAUAUGCCUUAACUUUCGGAGUACGACAAUAUUUUCUGGACUUAGCUCUGUCAUGCAAAGCUGUUAUUUGCUGCAGGGUUUCUCCUCUUCAAAAAUCUGAAGUCGUCGAGAUGGUUAAGAAGCAAGUCAAAGUCAUAACACUGGCAAUUGGAGAUGGAGCAAAUGAUGUCAGCAUGAUACAAACAGCACACGUUGGUGUUGGUAUAAGUGGCAAUGAAGGCCUUCAGGCCGCUAAUUCUUCUGAUUACUCCAUAGCUCAGUUCAAGUAUUUGAAGAAUCUAUUGAUGGUUCAUGGUGCCUGGAACUACAACAGAGUCUCUAAAUGUAUUUUGUACUGCUUCUACAAGAAUAUAGUCCUCUACAUUAUCGAGAUCUGGUUUGCCUUUGUCAAUGGCUUCUCUGGACAGAUCCUCUUUGAGAGAUGGUGUAUAGGCCUCUAUAAUGUGAUGUUUACAGCCAUGCCUCCAUUAACUCUUGGAAUAUUUGAGAGAUCAUGCAGAAAGGAAAAUAUGUUGAAGUAUCCUGAAUUAUACAAAACAUCACAGAAUGCAUUGGACUUCAACACUAAGGUUUUCUGGGUUCAUUGUUUAAAUGGCCUCUUCCACUCAGUUAUUCUGUUUUGGUUUCCACUAAAAGCCCUUCAGUAUGGUACUGUAUUUGGAAAUGGGAAAACUUCUGAUUAUCUGCUGUUGGGAAAUUUUGUUUACACUUUUGUGGUCAUAACUGUGUGUUUGAAAGCUGGAUUGGAGACAUCAUAUUGGACAUGGUUCAGCCACAUAGCGAUCUGGGGCAGCAUUGCACUCUGGGUGGUAUUUUUUGGAAUCUACUCAUGCCUGUGGCCUGCUGUUCCAAUGGCCCCUGACAUGUCAGGAGAGGCAGCUAUGCUGUUUAGUUCCGGAGUCUUCUGGAUGGGACUGUUAUUCAUCCCUGUGGCAUCCUUGCUUCUUGAUGUGGCAUACAAGGUUAUCAAGAGGACCGCUUUUAAAACAUUAGUAGAUGAAGUUCAGGAACUGGAAGCAAAAUCUGAAGACCCAGGAGCAGUUGUGCUUGGAAAAAGUCUCACAGAGAGAGCACAACUGCUCAAGAACGUCUUUAAGAAGAACCAUGUGAACUUGUACCGGUCUGAGUCCUUGCAGCAAAACCUGCUUCAUGGGUAUGCUUUCUCUCAAGAUGAAAAUGGAAUCGUUUCACAGUCUGAAGUGAUUAGAGCAUAUGACACCACAAAGCAGAGACCUGAUGAAUGGUGAUGCGGAGGGGCUGCCAGACAGGUCUCUGCCACAUCUGUACGGAGAACUCCCAAGUCUUCUCCAGAAUCUGCUGACCAAUUCCAGCCUGGUGUGAGGAUGGGAAAGGUGGAUCUGAGCUCAUCUUGCUGACUUGACAUUCAGAUUCAUGUAUAUUAUAGACAUGAACACUGUGCAACUCUACUGUAACACCAUUUCUUGCAGAUUUUUUUAAAAGUAUUUGCUAAGUCUUUGUAAACAGAAACUGAAAAUGACCGUGUAUUUUGCCAGAGUGCUUUCUUAAACUGGGAAUAGGUCAGUAUUCUUAUACUGUUACUCUGGGGCUCUAGCUAUCAAUUUAUGGGAUAAACCACAACAUGUGGUAAUCAGUUAAAGGGACUCUUGAAUUAGAUUUCAGGAUAUGCUGAAGAAAAAUGAAAAAUAAAAAGAAUGAAAAAAGAAAAAGCAAUCUGAGGAUAACUGAAUCACUGAGAAAAAUUUCUAAACAAGGCAUUACUACAUGUUGUGUCAAAAAUGUGUCUUGAUAAAUGUUUGCCAAAGAAGUUCAAUAAAUGUAUUUCUCAUUCAGUAGUCAUUUGUCCAGAAGUCUAAGAGAACAUUGACCCCUAGUCCUGUUGUAAGAUCUGCAUGCCUGACUUUUCAAAUUAGAGUGAUUUGCAAAAAUGAAUAUUUCCAGGCAUUUGCUACUUAAGUCCAUGAUGUUGCACCUUUGACCUUACAAAUGCUUCUUUCUCUUUCAUCUUGUUUAUUUGUUAGAGACACACAUAGUAAUGUGACUCUUGUCAUUGUGGUACUGAAUUUUAAAACUGUAAUGUCUCCGUCAUUUCUGAUGAGGUUGGGUCAUCAUUUCGAUUUUUCUACAAGUCUGCCUUCUGCUAUAGAUCCAGUGGUAUUUUGUCUUCAGGUUUUCUGUUGUAAACAGACGAGGCUUAUGUAUUUAUGUGGGAUUUCUAAUGCUUCCAUGGAGUUGUUUGGAAUACCACGUGGGAUAAAUGCAUGGACUUUUGUACUGUACCUAAGCUUGGCUUUUGUACUGUUUUAGUUCUCCUUUCUUGGUUCCUCUGAAGGCGCCUGCUGUCUGACCUAGCACAUGCUGUGUUAUGGCGACUGCCCUGUACUUAAGACUGAGAAUUACUUCACAGUUCACUUGUCAAGCAGCUCCCAAAAUUAGGCCCACGCUGCUAAUUGGGACAAAGAAGUAGUACAUUUUCCCCAAAUUAAAAAACACCUCCUUUACUCAAGCCUGUAACUUAACAGUUAACAAGCCCUUUUAAUCAUGGCUAAGUUUCAUCAGUAUGUUUUUAAAUGAAUGGACAACUUAUUUUCAGCAUUCCUGAGACAUCUCCUGAAGAUUCCUAUUUUGCUACCAACAAUAAAUGGUAAAGGGGCUGUUACCACAGUUAGUUUUCUACAGUAUUUUUAAAACAAUGCUUUCAUUUAAAAAAUAAAUAUAAAGAAUUCUAGUUUUCAGAGACACUUCAUAGAUGAAGCACUUUUUGCCUUUUAUUCAAAAGCCUUUUUGCCUUUAAGUGGACGUACCAGCAAAAUAGGUAUAGCUUCAUCUAUUAAAAAAAAAGUCUCAGUGCCACAAAAAUAAUUAAUUAAAAUAAAGGAAUUUUUUAAUUCAACUAGAAUUGAGAAGAGAUGUGAGUUUUUCAAAGCAUUCUCUGAAUUUAAUAAUCUCACUUUUUUCACCUUUUUUCUCAAUCUAUAUUUAAAAGUAGGCAAAAGUCACUAUCAGUAUUUUUAGCUGUGUAGUUACUAGCAUGUCUAUCCCAUUUUCUACAAAUAAAAGAAAUUACAGUACAUACAUAAUUUGAACCUAAAAGGAGCAGGGGUUUGGGACAGUUCACUUCCCACUGAAGUUCAGAGUAAGAGAAUUGUAUAUUAGAGGGAAGACAACUAGUUUAAGAUGAUCUUCAAAAUUCUGAAGUCACAGGUCUUGUCUACCAAAGAAAUUUUUAAAGCAGCUAUUCCAAUGCUUCUGUAGAAACAGUUGAAGUCAAACCCCAAAAACCAAAAAGUAAGGAUGAAGUACAUCCCUUCAGAGACUCGAUCUAUAAAGAGCUGCUUCUAUGUCCUUGCCUCUUCAGUGACAUCCUUCCACAAAAUUUUAAUAUUAGGAUAUUAUUAAUCUAACAAAAGUAAAUGUUCUAAAUAAACAAAAAUUAAAGUUUUUUUUAAACCUCUUUUUAAAAACAUUGUAUUUAUUUUAAUGAGAGAAAGAGAAAGAUACAGAGAGACCAGAGUACCACUCAUGGUGGUGCAAGGGAUUGAACCUGAGACUUUGGAGACUCAGGCAUGAAAGUCUUUUUGCAUAACCAUUAUUUUGUCUCCCUCCACCCCUCCAAAAUUAAAGUUUUCACUUUAUCUUGAGAGAUGGAUUGUUUCUGUGGAACUCUUCAACAUGAAUACACUACUCAAUGACUGGUGACUGAAGGGAAAAUCGUGAUCUGAAAGAUUGCAAACAUAUUUUUGGCAAAUCUUUUUGACCAAUAAUCCUAUUUUUGAAUUAGCAACAUUAACUCAGUCUUUUUGCUUCUUUGGAGGGAGGAGAGGGUGGGCAAAAGAGUCACCUCAUGGGUAAAAUUAUAGAUGCAACACUGCAAUCACAUGGACUUUGAAAUUGAAUUCCAGAAAGUCUUCUAUUAGUUAUACACAUUUCUGAGAAAAGUUGCUACUGUUUUACCAGAAUUACAAUAGUCAAAAUGACUUACAAUAUAUAUUUUCAGAAGUAAAGUACAUGUACUCUUUGAUUUAAAAGUUCCUUAUAUGGACUCUGGUAAAUGCUAACACCUUUGCUUUAUGUUUACAAUACCAAAAAAAAAAAAAAAGUGAUUUAAAGCAGAAAAUUUUUUUCUAUUUUUUUUUUUAACAUUGAAAAGCUGGGAGUUGCUUCUUUAAUAUUCAACAGUACACAGUGAGAUUCAGCAUGAACUUUCUAAAUGUUUCUUAUAUACAUAUGAAAAUACAAUUGUGUUUCACACCCAGAAAGAUGCUGUAUAGGAGAAAUUAUUAGCAGAAAAUGGUGUUUCUCAGGACUGUUGUAAAGUUUAAAUGAUGUAUGUGCCGCACACCCUGCUCUGGGUUUAAUGUGAGCCUGCUUCAGCUAUGUUGCAGUUAGUGGGAAAACUCUCAUCAAGUCAGAUGAAUGUGAAUUCUGCUGAGUAACAUUAGUCAUUAGUCAUCUAUGUAAAUUAUAUGACCAUUACAUGGAAUUAGUGAUUACUCUUAGUUCCCAGUGGGGGGAGGGAGAGGAAUUCAAGAAGUAAACAUUCUGAUAAUGCAUUUCUGUAUUUUAAAUUUGCAGCUAAGUAGUCUAAAUAUCCAAUUUGAAGGUCAUAUGACAAUUUAUCCUGUAUUGUAUACAUUGUACAUCACUUAUAACCUAUCAAAGUGUUCUUUCAGGAAGUGAAUUCAAAUGUGAAAUAGAUUGUAUAUAUAUUUAUUAAAUUAUUUAUAAUAAUAGCAUAAUUAUUAUAGAGCUAAAUUAUCAAGCUCUUAUUUUUUGUGCAGUUGCUCUAUAAUAAUUCUUGGUUUUGAAAUAACCUUACUAAUAGUCAUCUACAAAGCUUAUUGAGGAAACCCUUACCCCGUUCAUAUUAUAUGGGCCUGGUCAACAAAAUUUUUUUGUAAAUUACUUAAUGUUACACCAUGCAACUUAGUGUCUGAAAUAUAACCUUCAGUGAUGACCAGUUCUGUAAUGCCUCUUAAAGAUCACAGCCUAAUUUUUCUUACAUUAAAAUAACAGGAGUCAGUCUGGGAGCUAGUUUUCUAAUCUUAUUCUCAACUCUUACUAGAUCUUCCCAGACAAUAUUUAUAGUCCACCUGCAGGUGAGCUAUGAGGCUCCAGCAAAAAUUACCACAAGCAUGGAUCCCUAAGAACAUACCUUAAACAGACUUCUAUCUUCUAUCCACCCUAAAAUCUAUAUGCCUAUCUACUCUAUUCCUACUUUAUGGUGCCCAUUCAUUGAACAUUUUUGUCCUGCUUUAUAUCUUACUGCAUUUCAGCUACUAAGUUGCAGAUGCUACUACAAUUUCAUCACACACUCCCUGGGCAAAUGACCUCACCAGUAUGGCCCAGAACCUCACCUCCCCAGAACCCUAUCCCUCUAGGGAAAGAUAGAAAUAGUCUGGGGAAUGGAUCUACCUGCCAGUGCCCAAUCUAGCAGAGAAGAAAUUACAGAAGCCAAACCAUCCACCUGCACCCCAUAAAAAUUUUUGGUUCAUACUCCCAAAGGGGCAAAUGUUAGGGGAAGAUGGCCAAAGGGCUCUGAAUUCUAAUUCCAUCAGGACCUGGAAAAAGAAGAGAGA
Molecule: messenger RNA, 8082 nt
Organism: Erinaceus europaeus (western European hedgehog)
Lineage: Eukaryota; Metazoa; Chordata; Mammalia; Eulipotyphla; Erinaceidae
Gene: ATP8A1
Product: ATPase phospholipid transporting 8A1
Exons: 37
Coding region: 277-3771 (1164 amino acids)
Biological process (GO): phospholipid translocation
Cellular component (GO): plasma membrane
Molecular function (GO): ATP binding; ATP hydrolysis activity; ATPase-coupled intramembrane lipid carrier activity
Source: RefSeq, a predicted model, not a curated record